Bicyclus anynana (squinting bush brown) is the source of this 1896-nucleotide messenger RNA. It is a transcript of the gene xit, whose product is annotated as probable dolichyl pyrophosphate Glc1Man9GlcNAc2 alpha-1,3-glucosyltransferase. Gene Ontology annotation, cellular component: endoplasmic reticulum membrane. Gene Ontology annotation, biological process: protein N-linked glycosylation. The record is from RefSeq and is a predicted model, not a curated record. The transcript has 8 exons. Gene Ontology annotation, molecular function: dolichyl pyrophosphate Glc1Man9GlcNAc2 alpha-1,3-glucosyltransferase activity. The coding region runs from base 221 to 1810 and encodes 529 amino acids. NCBI's taxonomy places the organism in Eukaryota, Metazoa, Arthropoda, Insecta, Lepidoptera, Nymphalidae.
ACAUCUCAUUGACAAUGACAAUGACAACUGACAAUAGAACAACAACAAAAAAAUGUUUCGUGUUCAGCGUUUUUGAUGUUCGAGAUAUGUUAUAAUAUUUGAAUAAUUACUUGAUUAACAUUUUGAGAUAACUAUUGCUUUGUAAUAAAACUUGACUCCUUUAAAUUACGCGCGUGAAUACACCUUUAAUUAUAAUUCCGCACAAUAUAAUAACAGCACAAUGAUAGUUGAAGUAAUAUUAAUUGUAACCUCUAUAAAGUUAUUAUUUAUGCCGCUUUACCGGUCAACUGACUUUGAGGUUCACAGGAAUUGGCUGGCAGUUACUCACAACCUGUCCAUUGAUCAGUGGUAUCAUGACACUACAUCAGAGUGGACGCUGGAUUAUCCUCCAUUUUUCGCUUGGCUGGAGCUAGGCCUUUCUUAUGUAGGAAAAAUAUUUGAUCCAGAGAUGGUGAAAAUAGAAAAUUUAAAUUAUGCCUCCGAAGUGACUGUCCUAUUCCAAAGAUUGUCGGUAAUUGCUUUAGACACUGUUUAUUUGUAUGGUACAUAUAGAUGUGCUAGAUAUGUAUCACAUGGGAAUCUUCUUGUGUAUAUAAUUCUUAUAACCAACCCUGGCCUUAUAAUGGUCGACCACAUACACUUUCAAUACAAUGGAUUCUUAUUUGGUGUACUAUUUGUAUCUAUAUCGAAUAUAUUGUCAAAUAACUGGAUAUAUGCAGCGUUUUGGUUUGCAGUGUUGCUAAAUUUGAAGCACAUAUUCCUGUACAUGGCACCUGUCUAUGUAGUGUAUCUGUUGAGAGCCUACUGCUUCACAUUGUCCUCUGAAGAUGGGGUUCACACGCCAUGGUACUCAUUCUCGGUGGGCAAUUUGGCCAAGCUUGCUGCAACAGUUAUCUUUGUGUUUUCCUUAUCGUUUGGACCAUUCAUUGAUCAACUGCCACAGGUAUUUUCAAGACUGUUUCCAUUCAAAAGAGGGUUAAGCCAUGCAUACUGGGCUCCAAAUUUUUGGGCGUUCUAUAAUUUUGCAGACAAAAUUUUGCAAUUUUUAUUUAUCAAGUUUGGCAUCCCAGUGGCAGUGGAAGAGGCGUCCAUGACUGGUGGACUGGUGAAGGAGUACCAGCACGCGGUGCUGCCCACCAUCACGCCGACGGUCACCUUCGUGCUGACGGCGGCGUCCAUGGUGCCCGCUUUGGUUAAACUGUGGCAUUUGGGAGCUGAUAGGAGAUAUAGAAGUCUGAGUUUCUUUAGAUGCUUAACACUGUGUUCGACGUGCGCGUUUCUGUUCGGAUGGCACGUUCACGAGAAGGCUAUACUGAUGAUUUUAGUGCCCCUCAGUUACCUCUCAGUUCUGGGCAAAAUGGAUGCACGGUUCUACAUGUUCAUGUCUAUGGUGGGACACUACUCUCUGUUCCCUCUGCUGUAUCCAAAGAACUUGCUACAAAUUAAGAUGUUCUUACUACUGGCACACUUGUGUAUCGUCUUCUAUUACGUCCCACGUUUAUACGAGCCCAAAAUAAAGAUGAGCAAAAAGCGCAGUUUCUUACUCCUACCAAAGCUGGGUGCGUUACAGACUUUAUAUGUAUACGGUUUGAUAUGUCUGUGUGUCUAUGAAAAUAUACUGCAUCCGUUCCUCGGUUUGGAUAAGACUCUGCCAUUCCUUCCUUUAAUGCUGACGUCAGUGUACUGUGCUCUGGGCGUCUUUUUCUUUUGGAUACGAAUGUAUAAAUAUUUCUUGUACUACCAUUUGAGCAAAGUUCCUACUUUAACGAGAACUACCAAGCCGUUGAGGAGUGUAAAAAAGCAUACGUGAGUCACUAAUAAGUCAUAGAUUGUAGGUAAUUUAAAUAGAAGUAACAAUUUUUUUUUAUUGUAAAAAAAUAAAUGAAUUCAAAUGUU